GGCGCUUGCGACUGCUGGGAACCAUUGAUAGGAAUCAAUUUUUUAGAAAAGAAAGGAGUAUAGAAGGUUGAGUGCUGGACACGGAAACGCAUAGACCUUACCUACUGUGUACAGUUCUCGACAUGAGCACCUUCGCUGACCCCAUCGACCGCAUCGUCGCCGGCAACCGCGUCUACGCCCAGACCACGGCCGAGCGAGAUCCGAAUGCCUUCGAGGAGCUUAGCAAAGGCCAGGCGCCCGAGAUCCUGUGGAUAGGCUGCGCCGACAGCCGCAUCCCCGAGACGACCGUCUGCCACUGCAAGCCCGGCGAGCUGUUCGUGCACCGCAACAUCGCGAACUGCGUCCACGCCGACGACAUCAAUGCCGCGUCCGUGGUCGAGUAUGCCGUCGCGCACCUGAAGUGCGGCGGCGCCAACGCAGCGCUCAGCGACGCCGAUCUGGGGACCACGCUGAACACUUGGCUGCACCCCGUGCGAGAGCUGCGCCGAAAGCACAGGGCCGAGCUGGAGAAGCUGCCCAACGACGAUGCGCGCGCCGUCCGCGUCGCAGAGCUCAACGUCCACCAGUCCAUCGACGUGCUCAAGCAGCAUCCCGCCGUCAAGCGCGCCGUCGCCGAGCGCGGCCUCUCGCUUCACGGCAUGAUCUACGACAUCGGCGCCGGUCAGUUGAGGCUGCUCGAGGAAGCGGGUGGGAAGAAGGGCAACGGGCUGUGGAGUCCCGCCAACAAGUAGAGAGCGCUCGAGCAGGGUCAAGACAUAGAAUGGAGGGGUCGUUAUUUGGAUACUGUCGGUUUAGCGCAGGUGUUGGCUGGAGUCCAUGAGGUGACUGCCCGCCGCUUGACUCACACAGGCGGACGGCCGCGGCUUUAGAAUUUGCGAUGCAUCACGAGUCGACGCGGAACACGAGCGCCC
This is a messenger RNA of Trematosphaeria pertusa, 911 nucleotides long. Its product is annotated as carbonic anhydrase. Gene Ontology annotation, molecular function: zinc ion binding; carbonate dehydratase activity. Gene Ontology annotation, biological process: cellular response to carbon dioxide; cellular response to oxidative stress. Bases 123 to 731 code for a protein of 202 amino acids. Gene Ontology annotation, cellular component: cytoplasm. The record is from RefSeq and is a predicted model, not a curated record. The transcript has 4 exons. Lineage: Eukaryota; Fungi; Ascomycota; Dothideomycetes; Pleosporales; Trematosphaeriaceae.